AUCGACGCGGUGAUCUUCGACCUCGACGGCACGCUCCUCGACUACGAGGGCCUGUCGCACGAGCUGCUGAAGGCGCCCCUCGAGGCGCGCGGCGUCGAGGGCUUCACCUGGGACCUCCAGGCGUCCAUCGUCGGCUCGCGGCCCGAGCGCUGGUCGGAGCAGAUCCUCGAGGCGCUGGACGUGCCGCGGGACGUGCUGACGCCCGAGGCCUACGUGGCGGACUACAUGGCCGAGCUCGAGGGCCGCUACGGCGAGAUCGAACCGAUCGCGGGCGCGCAAAAACUCGUCGACGCGCUCCUCGCGCGGGGCGUGCCGCUCGCGCUCGCGACGUCGACGCCGCGCGCGUCCUUCGACAAGAAGAUGGCGCACCACCCGGAGCUGCUCUACGCCAUGUCGGCCGUCGUGACCGGCGACGACGUCCGACACGGCAAGCCCGCGCCGGACGCGUUCGUCCGGGCCGCGGAGCGGCUCGGCGUGGACCCGGCGCGCUGCGUCGUCUUCGAGGACUCGCCGUUGGGCAUCCGGGGCGCCCGGGCCGCGGGCUGCUUCACCGUGGCGCUGCCUGACGCGCGCAUG
Molecule: messenger RNA, 576 nt
Organism: Aureococcus anophagefferens
Lineage: Eukaryota; Pelagophyceae; Pelagomonadales; Pelagomonadaceae
Exons: 1
Molecular function (GO): phosphatase activity
Source: RefSeq, a predicted model, not a curated record